AUGGCUCUCAGCAACUUCGUCGCCGUCUCUGACAGACUGGUGCACUUCGAGAGUCGGGUCAGAGGGCCUGCAGCCGAAGAUGACAAUGUACACACGUACGAAAUCCGUCGUGACCGGCUGCAAGUCCUCUGGGACAAUGUCGAAGCCGCUUAUUCCACAUGCGCUGAUGCACUGCAUCAAGACGGCGACAGUGAAGGCACACAGGCGAUGGAGGCAAAAUACGAUCACUGCUAUGCAGUGUACGAGCGGUGUCUCGCCCGUGUUAAGGGGCAAAUUACCCAGGUUUCCGGGUCCAGCAGGAGUGAAGCAUCCGUUCCUCCUGUAUACUCCAGUGGCUGCCGGCUCCCUCCAGUCGACACCGAAGUUUUCCGUGGGGAUUACUUGCGGUGGCCGACUUUCCGUGAUCUUUUCACGGCCAUCUAUGUCAACAAUCCAAGGUUGACUCCGGUCGAGAAACUUUUCCAUCUGAAUUCGAAGACCGCAGAUGAGGCCAAUGAAAUAGUAGCCAAAUUUCCGCUGACGAACGAUGGUUUCGCGUCGGCUUGGGGUGCUCUCUGCGAACGUUUUGAGAACAAGCGCUUGUUAAUAACAAGCCAGUUGAAGAUCCUGUUUAACCUGUCCACGGUUACCCAAGAGUCGGGAGCAGCUAUCAAGGAGCUGCAGAGCACGAUUCAGCGUUGCUUGACCGCUCUUGAGCAUUCAGACAUUUCCGUCUGUAGCCCGUUCGCAGAUUGCAUCCUUGUUUUCCUCUGCUCGUCCAAACUUCCCAAGCUCACACUCUCGUUGUGGGAGCAAUCGUUGGUGGACAAAGCGAAAAUUCCCGCAUGGCAGGAUAUGAGCACGUUCCUCAAUGAGCGCUACCGUACGCUCGAAGCGAUUGAGGACGUAAAACAGACUGCCAAUUCACAGAUCGCGACUGCAGGGCCAUCCCGUCCGCAGAAUUCAAAGCGAGUCAACUCCUUUGAGGCCCGAGUCACUCCGAAAGGCAAAUCGUGUGACUUGUGCUCAAAGGAGAAUCACCCUGUCCGGGUGUGUCCGCGUUUUUUGCAAAUGUCGGUCAACGAAAGAAUGACAUACAUCAAACAGAAAAGUCUCUGUUUGAACUGUUUCGCAAGAGGUCACCAACUCCGAGAGUGUACGAGUGCGCACAAUUGCUUUACAUGCAAAGGGCGGCACAACACUCUUCUCCAUCGGGGUGACAGUGCCCACAAUGGUGCCUCUUCUGCUUCCUCCAAUAUACAGUCCACUCCAAAUCCAACGGCAACAAAUGUGCAGAAUUUCUUUGCUAAUAAUGCUCAGAAUGUCCUUCUCGGCACGGCGGUCAUCAAUGUUUGCCACUUGGGCACUACAUAUACCGCACGUGCGUUAAUUGAUUCCGGGUCCGAAGCGACCUUCAUUUCUGAGCGUUUGUUCCAACGCAUUAAGUUGCCUUUCCAGUCCGUGCGAGCCCAGGUAUCCGGGCUAAAUCACGCAGUUGCGGCCCAAUCGCAGAAGUUAUGUCACUUCAGCAUUGGUUCUCCGACGAAGCCGAGGCUCCAUAUCGAGACUUCGGCAUUCGUAAUUCCACAGUUGGCAGGCAAACUGCCCUCCUUCGAUAUGCCGCGAACUUUCCUCAAGGAUCUACCAGCGAUAGAACUGGCAGAUCCACAUUUCUACAAGAGCGCUCAGAUCGAUGUACUAAUUGGCGCGGAUAUCCUUCCGUCGGUCAUCUUGAGCGGCUCCCGGCCAAACAUUUGUGGCUCACUCCUUGGGCAGGAAACCGUGUUUGGCUGGAUUCUUACCGGCCCCGUCUCCCAGACGAAGCUGAUAAAGGAGUCAGACUUCGUUUGCGAAGAAAACUUCGUUAAGACUACUUCUCGUAGCACAUGUGGCAGAUAUCGGGUGACUCUUCCAUUCCGGAAGCCCGAUGGCAUUGAACUGGGUCAUUCCAGAUCUAUAGCGUUGGCUCAAUUCCUCAAGAACGAGAAUCGUUUGUCAAGAAACGAUUCUCUAAAGGAACAGUACAAUGCCGUUCUCCAGGAGUACGUGGACUUGGGUCAUAUGACACCCAUAUCGCCUCAGGCGAUUGGCACGACUCCUAAUUUCUACUUGCCUCACCACGCCGUGUUCAAACCAGAUAGCACCACAACGAAGGUGCGGGUCGUUUUCAACGCAUCUUGUCCAUCCUCAAAUGGCAAGAGUCUGAAUGAUAUCCUUCAUUCAGGGCCCAUUCUCCAAUCGGAUCUCACAUUGCAGAUCCUCCGAUGGCGAUACUAUCGAUAUGUGUUCAAUGCGGACAUAACGAAGAUGUAUCGCCAAAUCCUCAUGGACUCAAAGCACACACCGUUCCAACGAAUUCUGUUCCGCACGUCGGACGGUGUGAUCCGUGACUUUGAGUUGAACACGGUGACAUUCGGUGUCAACUGUGCGCCUUUCCUGGCUCUACGAGUCCUUCAGCAACUUGCUGAUGACAUACGCUUGGAGUAUCCUCUCGCAAGCCGUGUCAUUUCCAACAACAUGUACGUGGACGACGUCCUAGCGGGGACACACACAAGAGAGGAGGCCAUCCGGACCAUUACGGAAGUGUGUGCAGCCCUGGACAGUGCUGGCUUCCCGCUGAGGAAGUGGACGUCGAACCAUAAGAGCGUGCUGAAGGACAUUCCAAAGGACCAUCUACUACGAGAAGACUUCCUCGAACUCGAAGACUCUAGUACGGCGAAAACUCUGGGCAUCAGGUGGCAAGCUCACGAUGACGAGUUCUUCUUCAUGCCACCAGAAGUUGCCCAUCAGGACUCCUACACGAAGAGGGAAGUGCUCUCGCAAAUCGCUAAGCUUUUCGACCCAGCCGGGUGGCUGGCCCCUUUCGUUAUCCGAGCCAAAAUCUUCAUGCAGGAGAUUUGGCUGAGAACGCUCGAAUGGGACGAGCAUCUACCCACGGAUCUUUCACUCCAAUGGAAGGAGUACCUCCAGAGCUAUCCUGCUCUGGGAAAGAUCCGGAUUCCAAGAUGGGUCCAAUUCCAGACACGAGUGAAGCUCCAGUACCACGGAUUCUGUGAUGCGUCAGAACGGGCGUAUGGAGCAGCGAUCUAUGUCCGUGUGGAGACGGCGAACAAGGUUUCCACACAUCUCCUUACUGCGAAGACAAAGGUGGCUCCGGUCAAGUCUCUCUCAGUGCCACGUCUGGAGCUUUGUGGCGCAGUCCUGUUGGCUGAGUUAUCUGCAGCCCUCCUCCUGAAUCUGCCAGCAGAAAGUUUCCAGACUUUCUUUUGGACCGACUCAACAAUUGUUCUCGCCUGGUUGAACAAGCCACCCUGCCGAUGGACAACAUUUGUGGCCAAUCGAGUGGCCAAGAUUGUCCAAGCCAGCGACGCCAAGAACUGGUCGCAUGUGCGAUCCGAGCACAAUCCGGCAGAUCUUGCAAGCCGUGGUGUCCUGCCACAAGAAUUGGUUCGUAAUCCUUUGUGGUGGCAUGGACCAGAGUGGCUUCAUCUCCCGUCGGAUCAAUGGCCAACUUCUCCAAGUCCCAUUCCGGAGACUCUGCUGGAGCAGCGGAUUAAGUGCAACGUCGCUAAGAUACCUCCGACUCCCGACUUCCUGAGCAAGUUCUCUGAGUUUGGCAGGGCACUGCGCACGUCUGCCUAUGUUCUCCGAUUCAUCGAUAGGAGUCGGAAGUUGGCAGUUCCAAGCUCUACCGUGGUUCAGGCGGAUGAGCUGUCACGGAUCCAAGAGCGGCUAAUCGUCAUGGCUCAACGUCACACUUUUCCACAAGAAUACCAAUGUCUGCAGUCCAAGCAGCAGGUUCCUUCCUCAAGUUCAAUCCGAAACUUGAACCCUUUCCUCGAUGGCAAGGGGAUUCUACGGGCCUGUGGGCGUCUGAGGGCGUCCCACUCGCUGCGUUACGAUGAGAGUCAUCCAAUCAUCCUAUCGUAUUCCUCGUCCUUUGCACGACUACUGGUUCGUUUCACCCAUCGUAUAUCCUUACAUGGGGGUAACCAAGUCGUUAUGCGGCUGAUCCGUUCCAGGUUCUGGAUUCCCAAAUUGAAGGUCCUCGUUAAAUCCACCAUCAACUCCUGCAAGGUCUGCGUCAUCUACAAGAAGAGAUUGCAGACCCAAAUGAUGGGGGACUUGCCCAAGGAAAGGGCGUCCUACUCGAGACCUUUCACGCACACUGGAGUCGACUUCGCCGGCCCAUUCGAAAUAAAGAAUUACACUGGCCGAGCCUGCCUCAUCACCAAAGGGUACGUCUGCGUCUUCGUGUGCUUCAGCACGAAGGCGAUCCACUUGGAGGCAACAUCGGAUCUCACGACGGAGAAAUUCCUGGCCGCAUUCUCCCGUUUCAUCGCACGGCGCGGGUGUCCACACCAAAUGUACUCGGACAACGGGAAAACCUUCGUUGGAGCUGACAAGGUGAUCUCCAACGACUUCUUGGAAGCGACGAGGGAGUGCAUCAUCGCACAACAUGCCCACAAGAGCCUAUCCUGGCACUUCAACCCGCCGGGCGCCCCGCAUAUGGGUGGUUUAUGGGAAGCCGGCGUAAAGAGUUUUAAGGCACUCUUUUACAAGGCGACCUCCACCUCGAAAUAUACGUUCGAAGAGUUGUCCACUCUUCUCGCUAAGAUCGAAGCCUGCCUGAACUCGAGGCCGAUUUCCCCUAUGUCCGAGGAUCCUGCGGACUUACUAGCGCUCACUCCUGGCCAUUUCCUCAUAGGUGGCCCUCUUAUUUCGGUGUUGGAACCACCAAUUAACCAACCGGCCACCUCCAUCCUCAAUCGAUGGCAGCGACUGAAGGCUCUUCACCAACAAUUUUGUUUCCGUUGGAAAGAUGAGUACCUGAAGGAGCUGCACAAACGGACGAAAUGGCAAUCCCCUACCCGGAACCUUCGGAUCGGUGACAUGGUCGUCAUAAAGGAAGACAACCUCCCCUCUAACGAAUGGCGCCUAGGACGGGUGCUGACGACGUGUCCAGGCACCGACGCCAAGGUUCGAGUGGUAGAUGUGCUCACGGCGCGGGGUACCAUCCGAAGACCCGUUGCCAAACUUAUUCUACUCCCGAUGGACAGCAAGACAGACCCCUCCACGUCAGAAGGACUGAAGGACGAAUAA
This is a messenger RNA of Drosophila albomicans, 5082 nucleotides long. RefSeq lists its product as uncharacterized. Gene Ontology annotation, biological process: DNA integration. The transcript has 2 exons. The record is from RefSeq and is a predicted model, not a curated record. Bases 1 to 5082 code for a protein of 1693 amino acids. NCBI's taxonomy places the organism in Eukaryota, Metazoa, Arthropoda, Insecta, Diptera, Drosophilidae. Gene Ontology annotation, molecular function: zinc ion binding; nucleic acid binding.